Molecule: messenger RNA, 954 nt
Organism: Alternaria viburni
Lineage: Eukaryota; Fungi; Ascomycota; Dothideomycetes; Pleosporales; Pleosporaceae
Exons: 2
Coding region: 1-954 (317 amino acids)
Source: RefSeq, a predicted model, not a curated record
AUGGCGUUCAACUGUUCCACCGUCCCCGAGACGACAAACACCGACGCGGGAGUAGCAGGUGCAGGCACCCUCCUCUCCUUCAUAAUAACCAACAUCCUCUCCAUCCUCCUCUCCGCCACCAUAAUCCUGCUCGGCCUCCGAAAAUCCACCUCCGCCCCCAUCAGCCGCAAACUGUUGCAAUCCUUCUCCGACCAACAAAUCCUAACAGGCAUCGGCAUCCAAUCCGUCGGCCUCGCAAAGAUGAAAACAAUGGUACCCUACCACUUCUUCAUCAUCUGGCUCCUCUCCCUCCUCUCCACCGCUACAAACCUCGCCACCCUCCUCGCCCUCGUCAACGACUUCAAGCGCGACUGGGUGCUACGCUGGAUCCGGCAGAUCCUCAUGUUGGUAAACAUGUUCCUGGGCAUCCUCUCGGGGGUCUUCAUCCUGCAGACGGUGAUGAAAGACAUGGAGCCCAGACUACCCAUUGCAUGUGUAUGGGAAGUGGAAAGCAAAGGCCGGAGCGGAAACGCCGCGCUCUCCAUCGCCGGCACCAUCGCCGUCAUCGCAGGCCAAGUCCUAACCUUCGGCUUCGCAACAUGGUACCUGCACAACCGCUCAAACCCCAAAUGGCUCAAAACCGUGCAAGUCGUCGGUCUCUUCGCGUGUCUCGCCAUGGGCGUCGGGGCAACCAUACGCGUCGUUCUCGAGUCCCAGGCUUUCGGUCAUCCACCGCAGUCCGUUCAUCUCGUGGGCCCUUCUGAGGGCAACUGGAGUUUCGGGCAGUUGCUACCGUUGCUGUUGUUGGCGUUGCCGGUGAUUAGUACGAUUGAGAUUGCGAGGGGGGAGGAGAUGAAGCCGAGGAGUAGGGUUGAUGAUGAUAGUGUGCCGCUUUUUGCGCAAGGGGGCGGGAAUGAUAUGGAGUUUCAGCCUAAUCCGUUGGUGGGGAGUCAGACGAGUUUGUUUAGGAAGUAG